GUCGUUGCAGUUGGCUCGGGGGGCCUCACUCUGAAGGUCUCUCUAGAGCGCCCUAGGUUGGAUUCAUCCAGCCAACUCCCCAAUACGAAAGAUACUCCCGUGAAGAUCCUAAAGAAAUCGCCCUCUCGGGGACUCAUUGGCCAGUCGGAAGAAC
Molecule: messenger RNA, 154 nt
Organism: Perkinsus marinus ATCC 50983
Lineage: Eukaryota; Perkinsozoa; Perkinsida; Perkinsidae
Exons: 1
Source: RefSeq, a predicted model, not a curated record